Molecule: messenger RNA, 456 nt
Organism: Caenorhabditis remanei
Lineage: Eukaryota; Metazoa; Nematoda; Chromadorea; Rhabditida; Rhabditidae
Exons: 3
Coding region: 1-456 (151 amino acids)
Source: RefSeq, a predicted model, not a curated record
AUGGUUGAGAUGACUGAUACGGAUCGAAAGACGAUUCUUGAUGCUGUUAAUAAAAGACGCCGUGAUUUUGCAAAAAAUUAUCGCAUAGCAAAUAUGAAUGAGAUGACAUACGAUGUUGGAUUCGAAAAAAUAGCUGAAGGAAUCCCAUGUCAGACACAGGCAAACGACUAUAUGGUUGUAUGUUACUCGAAUGAUAGAGGCUGGAAGUCAAUUCUGGAAGUUAGGGGCUAUUUCGAAGACGAACCGACUAGAAAUCUUAUGAUACCCGUCCAGACUAAAUUUGGCUGCGUUAGUCUAAAAGAAUCAUGUUAUGGUCCCACAUGCCCAGUUACUGCCAGAUGUGUGGUUGGACCACAAAACGUUUUUCAAAACCGGGAUUUCAAAGGCGGAUGGCCUGGAACUAAAUGCCCAAGUGAUAGAGAUGAUACUGAUGGAUUGUGCACAUUGAAAAACUGA